UGACGGCAGCAGCGGAUAGGUGGGAGCGGAGCAGCCAGGCGGAUGGAUCUGCAGUGCAGUCUGGGAACUGUCAAUCGUUUAGCUUUGUGCCUGUAGCGAUGGCAGCUACACCUUCACCUCACUUCACCGACGCCCGGCGGGACAACGCGGAGGCGGGCAGGAACAUGUAGGAUAGGCGCUUCCUUGCUGGUAGAACAGUCUCGGCAGAGGAGCGGGGCUGAAUGAACGGGGUGACACCGGAGCCGGGGCCCAGCUGAGCUUCUAAACAAUCUGCGGCUAAACAGCUAGCUCCCACACAUUUCUGACGUUGGCAGCCGCUUUCUCACAUCGGGUCGGAUACAUGGUUGGAUGACAGUCUCCUGUCCGGAAACGGGGCCGUGUUUACAUGAAUGGCCUGAGUCGUGCAUCGGAGUGAAAACCAGCCAGGAGAAUGAACGCGGAGGAGGUGGAGCUGCUCGGCGACUCCAAGUACAGGAACUAUGUGGCGGCGGUGGACAAGGCCCUCAAGAACUUCGAGUACUCCAGCGAGUGGGCGGACCUCAUCUCCGCGCUGGGCAAGCUCAACAAGGUUUUGCAGAAUAAUGCAAAAUAUCAGGUUGUUCCCAAGAAGCUGACGAUAGGCAAACGGCUGGCCCAGUGCCUCCACCCCGCCCUGCCCAGCGGGGUGCACCGCAAGGCCUUGGAGACCUACGAGAUCAUUUUCAAGAUCAUUGGGCCCAAGAGGCUGGCCAAAGACCUCUUUCUGUAUAGCUCGGGCCUCUUCCCCCUGCUCUCCAACGCUGCUAUGUCUGUGAAGCCCGUGCUGCUGGGGCUCUACGAAACCUACUAUCUGCCCCUGGGAAAGACCCUAAAACCAGGCCUGCAGGGCUUACUGACUGGUGUUCUGCCUGGUCUGGAGGAAGGCUCAGAGUAUUACGACAGAACCAACACGCUGCUGGAGAAAGUGGCGGCGGCGGUGGAGCAGUCGGCCUUCUACAGUGCCUUGUGGGGCAGCAUCCUGACCAGCCCGUCCGUGCGUCUCCCCGGGGUCUCCUUCGUCCUGCUGCACCUCAACCGGAAGCUCUCCAUGGAGGACCAGCUCUACGUCAUGGGCAGUGACAUUGAGCUCAUGGUGGAGGCUGUUAGUACCUCGGUCCAGGACUCCAGCGUUCUGGUCCAGAGAAGCACUCUGGACCUGAUCCUCUUCUGCUUCCCCUUCCAUAUGAGCCAGGCUACUCGCCCAGACAUGAUCCGGAUCCUCUCAGCGGCUUUGCACGUGGUUUUAAGGAGAGACAUGUCCCUGAAUCGCAGACUCUACGCCUGGCUGCUGGGCUUUGACAACAACGGCGGUAUAAUAGGUCCCCGCAGCACUCGACAGAGCAACCCGGAGGAACACGCCUCCCACUACUUCAACAGCUUCUCCAAGGACAUGCUAGUCCAGGCGAUGGUUGGGAUCCUGCAGGGCAAGGCUCGAGGCGGGGAGGAGGAGAGCAUCCUUAUGCACGACCUGAAGCCAUUUCGCAUCCUGAUCAGUCUGCUGGACAAACCAGAACUAGGGCCGGCCAUCCUAGAGGACGUUCUGAUCGAGGUUUUUCGGACUCUUCACACUCAGUGCCGGACAGAGUUGGACCUGGAAAGCCAGAGUCCUUUCAGCAAAGAUCACACGCACCUCAGCAGUAAACUGAGAGAAAACAAGAAGACGGCAGAACUGAUUAAAACAGCCAAUCUCCUGUUCAACUCGUUCGAGCCGUACUACAUGUGGGACUACAUUGCUCGCUGGUUUGAGGAGUGCUGCAGGAGAACACUGAACAGCAGCGGGCGUGUUGCUCGAUACGGUUGGAGUCUGGAGUCCCCUGACCUCUCCCUGGUGGAGUUCUGUCAGCUGGUGGAUUUCCUGCUAGACAUUGUUUCCUUGCCUACUAGAAGCAUGAGGGUAAUCUGCCAGGAGACGUACAUAGAAAUCCAGACCGAGCACCUUCCUCAGCUGCUGCUGCGGAUGGUGGCAGCGCUGACUUGUCACCUCCAGGCUCUGGGCCUCGGGGAGCUCACCCACUGCCUUCGUCUCUGCUCCAAGAUCCUCAGCAAGGUGCAGCCCCCGCUGGUGUCCCCGCUCGCCCUGCCGGCCAGUCCGCCGCCUCAGGGCCUGUCCAACACGGGCGGCUCAUCAAACGCCGCGCAGAGCAAAAGCAGGGAGGCAGAAGAUAAACAGACCACUACUUCUGCUUUCGAGAUGUCCGACGGCGGGGACGUGUUCGACGACGGGGAAACUCCUCCCAGCAGUCGCUCUGCCGAAAGUGGCUUCACCGACUUUGUGCAAUACCGGGAAGAUGGCGCCGAGGACCCAGAUCGAAGCUCCCAUCCCCAUCCACCUCUCAGAGCAGGCGGUCGUCCCUCGGCCUCGUGUCCGUCCAAGCCUUUGGACAAACCCGUCAUGCAGUGUUGCCUGGAGCACUUCCAGCAAUUCCUCUCCUGUCUCAUCACCUUUUAUAUUAUUCCCGAGCACACGGACAGAGCUGAGGGGCAGAGAGGCGAGCUCUUCCAUUCAGGGCCCUUGGUCUCCACAGGCUCCCAGCCCAGUAAUUAUACAGAGCCAUGCUCAGGAGCUGGGAUGGUCCAGAAAGACUGCGUGGCUGCGUUUACUGCUGCCUGUCAGCUCUUCUUGGAAUGCUCCAGUUUCCCGGUCUACAUCGCGGAGGGCAAUCUCAAGUCCUCGCCUGCACACGAACAACAGUGUGAGAGAGAGCCGCCCCGGCUGCCAGUCUGGCUGCAGACCCUGAUGGAUGCCUGCUGUCUGGCCAGCGACUUCAGCCUGCAGUGCGUUGCCAUCUCCCUGCUCAUGGACCUGAUAGGGCUGACUCAGUCGGUUGCCAUGGUGACGGCUGAGAGUCUGGCUUCCGGCAGCAACGCGGAGCCGGCGCAGCCAAUGAGCCCCAGCCAGGGUCGAGUGGCCGUGGUUAUUAGGCCUCCACUCACUCAGGGAAUCCUGAAGUAUAUUGCAGAUAAAACCGGCUUCUUCAAGAGCGUGGCGGUGAUUUUAUGGGACCAGCUCGGCGAAGGAACUCCUCAGCAUCACCAGCGCAGCGUCGAGCUCUUCUAUCAGCUCCACAACCUGGUCCCUUCAUCCAGCACCUGUGAGGACGUGAUCAGCCAGCAGCUCAUGCACAGAGACAAGAGAGUGCGUUUGGAGGCCCAUGUGAAGUUCUCUGUUCUGUGGCAUUUAACGCGAGACCUGAACGUCACCAAGGCGUCUCCAUUUAGCCGCACGUUUGACAGAUCUCUCUUCAUCAUGCUCGACAGCUUGAGCUACUGGGACCCGUGUACCAGCGCAGUUGGUCGGGCUUGGUUAAACCAGGUUCUUCAGAGACAUGACAUUGCACGGGUUCUGGAGCCACUCCUGCUCCUUCUGCUCCAUCCCAAAACCCACAGGGUUUCUAUUCAGAAGGUACAAGCCCAGCGCCACUGGGCCCAGAUGUUCCCUGAACAACCCGAACAGGAGCCCACAGAACCCAUCUACACCCGAGACUCCGGCUUCUCAGACAACUUCCUACAGAUUCGAAGCGAAAGGGUUGGGCACGAGGACUUCAGAGGUCUGGCAAUAGGCGACAUGGAGCCCUUUUGCCUGACGGUUAACCCCCUAAGUGACAGCUUGUCCAUUCUGAGCCUGAGUAGUGAAAACCUGCACUUAGCUGGUGAAUUUCAGCCCACUGACCAGCAGGGGGAGACACGGAGCUCAGAAUCCAGCGGCUCUCCUUCGUCGACGCUGGAAAACGGCAGCUUUGAAGAACAAGAGGGGCUCAGCUGCAUCAGAGAGGGCUCACAUGGGCAGCUUGGCUCAUCUGAUGAAACGCCUGAAGACUCCAUAGAGGAAGCUGUCUCCUGUGUCGUCAAGGACCUCAUUGACAGGGUUCUGAGUUUAGUAGACGAGGAAUCAAACGAAACCUCAUCCCCGCCUGACAACUGGCCCCAGACUGACACCGAAAGCACUUCUUCAGAUACCUCCACCGGUCUCCGCCUGGACUCCUGCCCUCCGCAUUGCUCCGCCCACCAGAAUGUGCCGGAGCUGCUGGCUGAAGGGACGCUGGAGUUCCUCUCUGUGGGUCCGGCAGAUGGGCCGCACAAAGAGGGCAUCGCUCGCCACAGUUCGUCGCCCUCCAUCGUCAUGUUGCCGGACGGCGCUGACCCGCCCCCUCCAGACCGCAGCCUGCGGGUGGAUGACCCCCAGGCCCGCAAACGUAGCCACAGCAGCACCCAGCUCAGCCUUAAAGGCAAGAUAAUGGAGAAGCUGGUGGACAAAUCUCCUGGGGCAAAGCCAAAGGUCAAGAAGACUAAGAGGAAAGAGGAAGAGAAGCAGAAAAAGGCAAACCAAGCGGAGAAGCUGCACCCACCUAGUAUCUUCUUUGGAGACAGCCUAGACCUCGAGAACUGGUACAGCUGCGGGGAAGGGGAGGUGUCAGAAAUCGAGAGCGACAUGGGCUCACCGGGCGGGGUCUCUGGCGGCGCCGGAGCGAACGCCUCAGGGCGCCGGUCGUCCUCCGCUCCGCCUCGUUUUAACAUCCACCCCCUCUACCAGCACGUCCUUCUCUACCUGCAGCUGUACGACUCCUCCAGGACGCUGCACGCCCUGUCAGCCGUCGCGGCCAUGGUGAGGGCCGCUCCUUCGGGCUUCGUCAGCGCCAUCUCCACCACCAGCAUCAACAACACCUACACGCCGCAGCUCUCCUUGCUUCAAAACCUGCUGGCUCGCCACCGGGUCUCCGUCAUGGGCAAAGACUUUUACUGCCCCAUCCCCCAGGACUCUCACUCCCACUCCUUCCGCAGCGCCAUGUACCUGGAGAUCAUCAUCUCUCUCUGCCUCUACUUCCUGAGGAGCUACUACUCCGCCCACGUGACGGUGGGCCCCGAGGACCUGGCAGGAAACCGGGCCAUGCAGCUGACCAGCGUGGAGGUCCUGACGCUGCUGUUCAGCGAGCUGGCCAAGGUCACGGCAGGCUCGGCGAAGGGAUUCGCCAGCUUCAUCAGCGACGUCCUCUCUAAGUGCAAAGUUCAGAAAGUCAUUCUCCACUGCCUGCUCUCCUCCAUAUUCAGCGCCCAGAAAUGGCACGACCAGCGGGUGGCCGGGGUCAACGUGGCCACGGUGGAGGAGGGCCUCUCGGAGGACAGCGUCAUCAACAUCUCAGAGGACCAGAUAGACAGCUGCAGCGCUGUGCAGUCCCAGCUGCUCCGCCUGCUGCAGAGUCUAGUCGUGCUCGAGCACAGAGUCCUGGCGCCGGCGGACGAAGGCGGGGAAGGGGGGCCUGCCGGAGGGGGAGCAAGCGGAGGGCCGGGGAGCGGCGGGGUGGCCGGGUUCGAGAUCCUAGGUGGGGAGGUGGAGCACGUCAACCCUCAGCAGCCCAUGACAUCGCUGCAGUACCUCCACGGUCAGCCCAUCACAGCGCAGGGCAUGUUCCUGUGUGCGGUCAUCAGGGCCCUGCACCAGCACCACGCCUGUAAGAUGCACCCCCAGUGGAUAGGGCUGAUCACAGCCACCCUGCCUUACAUGGGGAGGGUCCUGAGGAGAGUGGUGGCCUCUGUGACGCUGCAGCUGUGCAGAAACCUGGAUAAUCUCCUCCAGCAGUACCGCUAUGAGACCAGCAUAACGGACACCAGACCCCAGUGGAUGGCUCUCUGUAUCCCUCCAGACCUGAUUCUGACGGUGCUGGAGGGGGUCACAUCCAUCAUCCACUACUGUCUGCUGGACCCCACUUCACAGUACCACCAGUUACAAGUGAGUGUUGACCAGAAGCACCUGGCUGAGGCCCGUUCAGGCAUCCUGUCCAUCCUGCACACCAUCAUGUCGUCCGUCACUCUGCUGUGGAGCGUCCUCCACCAAGCGGACAACUCUGACAAGCCAGCUGCCGCUUCCGCCGCCGCCACCUCAAACAUCAACCUGGGCUCCACUAAGAAUCUCCGUCAGCAGAUUCUGGAGCUGCUGGGUCCGAUCUCCAUGAACCACGGCGCCCAUUUCAUGGCAGCGAUUGCUUAUGUUUGGAAUGAGAGAAAACAAGUCAAGACUCCAAUGAGAAAUAAGGGGAUUCCUGUUGCCAGCGAGGAGCAGCUGCUGCUGGUGGAGCUGGUUCGGUCCGUCAGCGCCAUGCGCACUGAGACCGUUAUGCAGACAGUCAAAGAGGUGCUGAAGCAGCCACCUGCCAUUGCCAAAGACAAGAAGCACAUCUCUUUGGAAGUCUGCAUGCUACAGUUUUUUUAUGCCUAUGUACAGAGGAUCCCUGUCUCCAGUUUGGUUGAUAGCUGGCCAUCUCUGCUGGCGCUGCUGAAGGAUUCUGUCCAGCUAGGUCUGCCUGCUCCUGGACAGUUUCUCAUACUGGGAGUUCUGAAUGAGUUUAUCUUGAAGAACCCCAAUCUGGAGAGUAAGAAAGACCAGCGAGAGCUGCAGGAUGUGACUCAUAAGGUGGUGGAGGCCAUCGGCACGAUCGCGGGCUCCUCUCUGGAACCAACAACGUGGCUAAGGAGAAACCUGGAGGUGAAGCCGUCUCCUCAGAUAGUUGUGGAUGGAACCAACCUGGAAGCAGACGUAGAAGACUUAAUGCUCACAGUGAUGGAGGCCUCCACCUUCACUCCGUCUGUAUACAGUGUGCACGCCCUCACACUGCUGGCCGAGGUGCUGGCUCAUCUAUUGGACAUGGUGUUCUACAGUGACGAGAAGGAGAAAGUCAUCCCGCUGCUGGUUAAUAUCAUGCACUACGUAGUUCCCUACCUCCGCAACCACAGCGCUCACAACGCCCCCAGCUACAGAGCUUGUAUCCAACUGUUGAGCAGCUUAAGUGGUUACCAGUACACCCGCCGUGCCUGGAAGAAGGAGGCCUUCGACCUCUUCAUGGACCACACCUUCUUCCAGAUGGAUGCUUCCUGCGUCAGCCACUGGAGAGCCAUCAUUGACCACCUGAUGACUCAUGACAAGACUACAUUUAGAGACCUGAUGACCCGGGUGGCGGUUGCUCAGAGCAGCUCCCUGAGUUUGUUCACCAACAGAGACGCUGAGCUGGAGCAGAGGGCCAUGUUGCUCAAACGUCUGGCCUUCACCAUCUACAGCAGUGAGGUGGACCAGUACCAGAAAUACCUGCCAGACAUCCAGGAGCGUCUGGUGGAGAGCCUGCGUCUGCCUCAGGUACCCAUCCUUCAUGCCCAGGUGUUCCUUUUCUUCAGAGUGCUGCUGCUACGCAUGUCACCGCAGCAUCUCACAUCGCUGUGGCCUACCAUGAUCACUGAGCUGGUCCAGGUGUUUCUACUGAUGGAGCAGGAGCUAACAGCUGAUGAGGACAUAUCAAGGACAUCAGGCCCAUCAGUGGCUGGUUUGGAGACCACCUAUUCUGGAGGGAAUGGCUUCUCCACGUCCUACAACAGCCAGCGCUGGCUCAACCUCUACCUCUCUGCUUGCAAGUUCCUGGAUCUCGCCUUGGCGCUGCCUCCUGAGAGUCUGCCUCAGUUCCAGAUGUACCGCUGGGCCUUUAUCCCUGAGGCUUCAGACGAUUCAGGGUUGGAAGUGAGACGUCAGGGGACACAUCAGAGGGAGUUCAAGCCCUACGUGGUUCGCCUGGUGAAGCUGUUAAGAAAACGGGCAAAGAAAAACCCAGAGGAGGAUUGUUCCACCAAAACCUUACCGUGGGAGCCGGGUCACCUGAUGCUGACCCUCUAUGUAAUCCGCAGCAUGGAGCAGCUGCUGCCCUUCUUCAACCUGCUCAGCCAGGUGUUUAACAGCAAGGCCAGCUGCCGAUCAGGCCCCGUCUACACCCACAAUCCCACAGAUUCCUCCUUCCCCGGCAACAAGGAGGGCCACAAACUGGAGAGCCAGAAGGUGUUCUGGAGCCGAGCUCGACAGAACAUCGAGGAGAUGGUGGAGAAAGACUUUCUGGAGGGCCUUAUCAAGACAUGAGGACCCAGCAAGGGAGGAACUGGGCAUUAACGCAUAACUGAACACUAGUGAAAAACUUUAACUUGAAUAUUCAUGAACAAUGGUAUGGGAUAUCAACGGGGAAACGUUUGUACAGUUUUUGUAUUUAUGAUUCUUGAGCUACUGUAUUUAAUUUUAAUUAUUUGUAUAUAAGGAGCCGCUUUUGACAAGUUUUAACAUUUCAUCCGAGUCCUUUAGAAGAAAAUAAAAAAAUGCUGUGCCAUUCCAUGUAAGGUGACUUAAUAAAACAGGUUUCUAAUGACAGCCAUAAAAGCUUGUCUCUGUCUUCAGAACGUUUUUAAAGCUUUUUUCAGCUGUUGCUGUUUAAAAAAAGGCUCAAUUUCUUUUGUAACUUUUUUUCUUCCAAAUCCUCUUUCCCUCUAUAUUUUGGAUUUUGUGGAUGAAGCACCUACAAGCUCAAGGUGAAGUCUGAAAGGGCACUACAUCAUACUCUGACUGGAAAACCCUUUUGUGCUGAUUAAAUUGUUGAUAUU
Molecule: messenger RNA, 8418 nt
Organism: Fundulus heteroclitus (mummichog)
Lineage: Eukaryota; Metazoa; Chordata; Actinopteri; Cyprinodontiformes; Fundulidae
Gene: dop1a
Product: DOP1 leucine zipper like protein A
Exons: 38
Coding region: 431-7906 (2491 amino acids)
Biological process (GO): Golgi to endosome transport
Cellular component (GO): endosome; trans-Golgi network
Source: RefSeq, a predicted model, not a curated record